AUGACGGUGCAGCGCAGCGCGGCGCGUCCCCCCAUUGUCCCCGGGCCGAAGCAAGAUGCGCGAACCCUUGCCACCCCCGUCGCCAGAAUAAGCGAGUCCCCCUCCCAGCUCGGUACAGCGACCGAUUUGCGUCUCCGCCCCUCUCCGCCCUCGCUCUCCCGCCUUCCCGGCCUUCUCACGGGCAGUCCGCUUUUGCUCUCCAAGCCCUCAGCUCUCAGCUCUCAGCUCUCAGCUCUCAGCUCUCAGCUCUCAGCCCUCGGAUGGCAGCCGUUGAUGAUGAUGCGCGAUCGGAAGCUUCCCGUGGCCAGAGUGCCGUCCGUGCUUUGGAUUGUCGCUGUGGAUUGGGAUUGGGAUUUGGGAGGAGGAAUUUUCUGGAUGACUGUGGGUGGGCUAGACGGCACUUUGGCCGCAUUCCAUGCAGCAGCAGCAGCUGUGGUCCAACGCUCAAACUGGGUGCGGGCGCCUCAAAGCUGGGUUCGCGAUCGUGGGCUCGCUUGGCGGAUUUGGAUGGCAUGGAAUGGCGCCAGAUUCCAACGCAACGCAGCAGCAGCGCACCGCAGCCCAACGCAACGCUUUCGGACCACCUGGGCCGCAGCUCCGGCGUCGUACAGCUGCUGCCCGCCCAUUCCCCCCUCCUUCUUUCCUCCACCACCAUCCUCUCUCUCCUUUGCUUCCGCGGCUUCCAUCUGCUUUGUCUGCUUCGCCAUCACCAACCGUCUUUACUUCCUUGCCAAGCCCGCUCUCUACCAUUCACUCUUCAAGGACGUACAGCCAGCCAAUACCCGCCGCGCACCUCGUGUCGCUCCCAAUACCCUUUCCAGCACAAGCUCACAAGCUCACACGCACACCCUCGACAUCCGCUACCUUCGCCAACGUCUGGAGGCUCCCGACGACAUGCUUCUAUCAACCUAA
Messenger RNA from Moesziomyces antarcticus, 912 nucleotides. RefSeq lists its product as uncharacterized. The record is from RefSeq and is a predicted model, not a curated record. Lineage: Eukaryota; Fungi; Basidiomycota; Ustilaginomycetes; Ustilaginales; Ustilaginaceae. The transcript has 2 exons. The coding region runs from base 1 to 912 and encodes 303 amino acids.